Molecule: messenger RNA, 567 nt
Organism: Cordyceps fumosorosea ARSEF 2679
Lineage: Eukaryota; Fungi; Ascomycota; Sordariomycetes; Hypocreales; Cordycipitaceae
Product: HSP20-like chaperone
Exons: 3
Coding region: 1-567 (188 amino acids)
Biological process (GO): protein folding
Cellular component (GO): cytoplasm
Source: RefSeq, a predicted model, not a curated record
AUGACAGACAAAGACCCCUCACCAGCCGAAGAGGCCGCCGCGCGUGCCAAGGAGCGUCAAGAGCAGGCCGCCCUGCCCUACAAGUGGACGCAGACCAUUGGCGAGCUCGACAUCACCUUCACCGUCCCCGGCAACAUGAAAUCCCGCGAUCUGGUCGUCGACAUCAAGAAGCUCUCGCUCACGGCCGGCAUCAAGGGCCGGGAUCCCAUCGUCAACGGCGACUUUCCCCACGCCAUUCGCGUAGACGACUCGACCUGGACGCUGUCCACCAACGCGGACGGCACCAAGACGGUGGAGAUUCACCUCGACAAGGUCAACAAGAUGGAGUGGUGGGCACACGUCGUGGCCGGCGCCCCCAAGAUCGACGUCACCAAGAUCCAGCCCGAAAAUUCCAAGCUGUCGGACCUCGACGGCCAGACGCGCGGCAUGGUCGAGAAGAUGAUGUUCGACCAGCGCCAGAAGGAGCAGGGCCUGCCCACCUCGGACGAGCAGAAGAAGGCGGACAUCCUGAAGAAGUUCCAGGAGCAGCACCCCGAGAUGGACUUUAGCAAGGCCAAGAUCAACUAG